Molecule: messenger RNA, 1110 nt
Organism: Spodoptera litura
Lineage: Eukaryota; Metazoa; Arthropoda; Insecta; Lepidoptera; Noctuidae
Source: RefSeq, a predicted model, not a curated record
AUAUUCAUCCAGAAGACAUCCAUUGCUAAACACAGGCCCCUCCCCUAGUCUUCCACGCCGAACGACAACUCGCUGCUUGCAGCCAAUAAAAAUUGUGUAAAUCUUAGAUUAUCGACUCAUUGAACUGAAUUAUAUUGCGACCUCAUGGUUAAUUUUGUGGCAAAUAAGUUGUAUUAUCACAUCUCAAGAGAAAUACGUCAAAUUCCAGGUCACCUACAUAUGUAUAUACCUAGUUUGAGUACGGAGUAUAGAUAACGUAAUAGGUAUUAUACCUACUUACAGCGCAUUGUUUGCGUGCUGGCCGUUCACAACUAUAACAAAAACCAGUGACAAAAACUGACAAAAACAUCCGCACCCUAAUAAAAAAAGUCCAUGUCGCACCAGACAUUAAGUGGAAUAUUCCAGAGACCUGAAAUAAUGUGGCUGAAGUUCGUUUGUAUCGCGGUAAUAGCGAGCGGCGCUGUGGCAAAGCAAGAUGAGUUACUGGACGAGUUGUACGGCUUGGAAGGACGGAACAGGAUGGCAAUAUGCGUGCGCACGAGCGGCGGGCGCUGGCGGCACUGCGACGGCGCGCUGUACAACCGCGAGUGGGUCGUGGCGCGCGCGCUCUGCCUCGGCGCCGCGCCCAGCGCCGCCAUGGCGGCCGAGCGCGUGUCGGCCGGCGGCUCCUGCAGGCUGGCGGCCGGCGGCGACACGGGCCUGUACCGCUCGCGCGCCGUGCGCCACCACGUCAUGCAUCCCUGGUUCGACCUGGCCAUCGUGAUCAUGAAGACCCCGUACAACAACCUGGACCGACUAGCCAACGCUACAAAGUCGCGCCUUAAGCUGCGGCGCCACGGGGUGUACAAGUGGAUGAAGCAUUACUUUGAUGCAUUUGCAUUAACUCGCAAUUAUGACUACAAUAUGAAACGAAUUGCGCGAAGUUUAAAAACCUACCACCACCCAAUCUGGUAUUUCUUUACAACAAUGGUGCUGCCGUCCGUGUUGUUCAUGAUGUUCUUUGUAUACGUCACAUUCUACACUGGUAAAACACAGGAGGUCCCUUAUAAACAGUUGCGCUAUUCUAAGAAAAUAACUCAUGUGUAAUUUUAGUAGUCUAUGAAUAAUACA